UACACCACCUGAGAUCGGAAAUUCUUUCAGCUAUUCAAAUCUUUUUUCAAAUUUAUUCUAGCUAUUAUGAUCAUGCAAUAAUUGCAACUAGACGUAUUUAUACGUCACCGGGAGCCAAAGGGUUAAAAAAGCUUUUUAUCAAAGCGAAUGACUAUCCAGAAUUAAAAGACAGAAUUACAAAACAUCAGCUGAUUACCACGGAAAUCGAACAAGCAAAAUUGAUCAAUUGGUUGACAACUGGGAAAAUAUCAAAAAACUAUGUCAAUUAUGGAGAGUUGGCUUCGAUGGAUGAUCGGAAUGUUGAUGAGUUGACUGAGAAGAUAACAGGUUUACAUGAUUCUGCAGAGGCUGCUGAACAAAGAAGAAAAAGUAUUCGAAAGAUUGGUAAACUUCUUCAAUCAAAUAAUAGUGAAACAUCACAGAGUAUUUAUUGGCUGAACACAUUCGAUAAAGCAUUAUUCAAAUUAAAGAAGAAACGUCUACGAGAUACACAGAAAAUGGCCGUACUUUGUGCUGUUGAAAGUGAAACACAUGUUAUUGAACAAGUCAAUACUGGUGAAGGUAAAUCUUUUAUUAUUGCAGCAAUCGCAACGAUUCGUCGUAAAACUGGAAAACGUUAUGUAGACAUAAUCACAAGUUCACCUGUUCUUGCACAACGUGAUGCUGCUGAAAUGACUGAGCUUUAUCAAGAACUCGGUUUAAGUGUUGCUGAUAAUUGUAGUGAAGAUCUUGAAGCACGUAAAAAAGCUUAUGCUGCUGAUAUUGUUUAUGGUGAUAUUGCUCGUUUUCAACGUGAUCAUCUUCUUCAUACAUUUUAUAAAAAACCAUUGAAAGGUGAUCGAACUCAAGUUGCUGUUAUCGUCGAUGAAGUUGAUAAUAUGCUUUUGGAUAAUGGUAACAAUAUGCUCUAUCUUUCACAUAGUGUUCCUGGAAUGGAUUUACUUGAUUCUUUACUGAUAUUUAUUCAACAACAAAUUCAUAGUCCGAUUUACACAGAUGAUAAAAAUAAUCUUGAACAAAUGCAAGAUCAAUUCGAUAAUACAACGAUUAAAAAGAAAGUAUUGGCUGAUAUUUUUGGCCAAUUUUUAAAGGAUGAUCUAAAAUCGAUUGUCAAUUCAAGUAUUCCUGAAGUAAAGGUAGUUGCUAUGUAUGAAAAACUGAUUCAAGGGAAAAUCAUCGAUACUGAUGGCUAUUUGAAAAUACAUCAUCAUGAUCAACUGCAAUUAAUUGACGAGGUGCUGGAACAGACAGAUGCUGCUUUCGUUUGUCGAAUUAAAGCUUGCUUUUCCGUUAUUAUUUCUCGUGAAAGAUCUAUCGAAGUACCGGUCUAUCUUCGAAAUUUUGUAAAAUUACAUCUCGAUGAAUUAAUUGAAAAUUGCAAACAUGCGCUGUCCUUAGAAGUCAAUACUGAAUAUGUCGUUGACGUUGAUCAUACUGGGAAAAUGACAUCUGCCUUAGAACCAUUGAUAACAAUCAUCGAUUCGAAUACCGGAGCAGAUCUAGCAACUUCUCAAUGGUGUGGUGGUCUUCAUCAAUUUCUUCAACUUAAACAUGGUUGUCGUCUUUCACCAAUGAGUUUAAAAGCUGUUUUUAUUUCAAAUGUUGCUUAUCUCAAAGGAUAUAAACAUAUCAAUGGUCUUAGUGGAACAUUGGGUUCAACAGAAGAAAGUAAAACAUUGAUUGAACUUUACAAAGCCGAUUUGAUCAAGAUUCCAACAAAUAAAGCAAAAGUUUUCUAUGAACAUGUUCCUGUCAUUGCAACAGUAGAAGAAGAAUGGAUUUCCAACAUUUACGAUGAAAUUUGUGAUCAAGUUAGUGGAACACGAUCUGUACUUCUUAUUUGUGAAGAUAUCAAACAACUUGAUUAUGUUUAUGAUGGAUUGAUUAAAUGCUUUAAGACAGAUCAAAGUAUAAGUAAAAAGAUCAAAGAAUGUUUUACAACUAUUACCCUUUAUAAACGUGAACAUGAUGAAUUUAAUUUUGAAGACGACCAUAAACUCGAACCACAUCGAUUAAUUAUUGCCACCAAUCUUGCUGGUAGAGGUACAGACAUCAAACUAAGUCAAUCUCUUAUUGAUGCUGGUGGUUUACAUGUGAUAACGGCUUUUAUUCCGAAAAAUUGUCGAAUUGAAGAACAAGCUUAUGGUCGUGCUGCGAGAUGUGGUCAACCAGGUUCUGCUCAAAUUAUCGCAUUUACUGAACCAGCAGAUAAUACUAUUCAACCAUCUGUUUUUCAAUUAAAAAUGUUUCGUGAUAAUGCUGAAGUUCAUCGUUUACAAUCAUUGAAAAGUUUCUACGAUUAUCAUACUGAAAUCGAAGAAUCAUGUUUAGAGAAAUUCCGAAGUUAUUGUGAUAAAGCUCUUAGUGUUAUUUAUUCAAAUAGCUCUACGAUCGAUGAUGAAUCUCUUUCAACACCAUCACAAGUCGUUUAUUUUGCUCUUCUUGAUCAGUGGGCACUUUGGCUUGAUAGUAAAGCUCCGCUAAUAAAACAAUGUGCAAAUGAACAUAGUGAAAAGUUGAGAGAAACUCUAAUCAAAUCUGUCGACGAAUUUUUAAAGAAACAUCCAUUUGGUGAUCAAUCGAAUUGUUUUGAAUUUGCGAAAAAUUGGAUCGAUGCUCCACAAUCAUUAUUAACUAUUGGUAUCAUUCAAAUGUUUCACAAGAAUGGAUUUCAAGAAGCAGAAGAUACUUUCAAUAAGAUUCUUGCCGAUGGACAUGAAUUUAGUGGUGAAGCCUUUUACUACAAAGCAUGUAUGAGAAUGAGAAACUUCAAUGGAACUCGAACGCAAUUGAAAUUAUUGAAAUUGAACAAGGAACAAUCGUUCAACGAAAACAUUGAAGAAGCCAUUGAAUAUUUUUAUAAAGCAAGAACUUUAUUUCUUCAUCGUUUACAACGAAAACAAAAGGAAGCUUCAAUCGUUGCUCAAAUGAUUGAAAAAUUUCCAGAAAAGAAUCCGAAAACAUCCGGUUUUGCAUCACAAAUAAAAUCGAUCACUACUUAUAUUCAACUGAUAUUGAUAAACAUCGAUUAUCUUGUUGGUGCACCUUGUCAUUCGAGUAUGUUUGUACAAGGUGGUAUCAGUGAAGCGUAUUCAAAAGAAAUCUACGAUGCAUUCUAUCGACAAGGUUUGAUCAGUCCAGCAAUACUUACAGGUCGACCAGUAGAAAACUGGCAGAUUGAACCGAUUCGUCGGAAAUACAAAUUACAGAGAAAUCAAAUCGAAGUAAAUGAACAAUUUUCUAUGAAUCUACCAAAUUGA
This is a messenger RNA of Didymodactylos carnosus, 3260 nucleotides long. The record is from the annotation of a GenBank genome assembly. NCBI's taxonomy places the organism in Eukaryota, Metazoa, Rotifera, Eurotatoria, Philodinida, Philodinidae.